Molecule: messenger RNA, 1683 nt
Organism: Clonostachys rhizophaga
Lineage: Eukaryota; Fungi; Ascomycota; Sordariomycetes; Hypocreales; Bionectriaceae
Source: the annotation of a GenBank genome assembly
AUGAGUGGCGUGUAUGGAGACACCUUACAAAGCGGUCAUAUUAGGCUGUUAGACGUCCACGCCCGCGGGGCCGGCUCCAAGCCUGAAUUCGAGGGCAGCUUCAGGUUCAUUUCUCUAUCUGACCGCCCACUACCUGAUUUCACGGCGGUUUCGUAUUGCUGGGAUGAUUGGAGCAAAUUCAAGGAGAGCGAACUCGAGAGGUUCCGGUUUCCUGGCUAUCAAUCCCUUUCCCUUAGCCCCACUCUGUGGCAUCUGUUCAACUCGCUGCAACAGAAUUCCCCAAAUUUCACCGUAUGGAUCGAUUACCUUUGUAUUAACCAAAAAAAUAAAGACGAGAGAGAAUCUCAAGUUCAACAGAUGAAUAAGGUGUACUCUUUCGCGAAGGAUGUCCUUCUCUGGCUUGGGAAGAGUGAUUACACCAGCGAAAAGGCAUUCCAUUUCAUGAAGACUAAUCGCAGAGACCAAUUCGGUCUGAACUGUGUUUUCUUAUUGCUCAGACGUCCUUGGUUCCAACGGGUCUGGGCUAUCCAGGAGAUUACUGUCGCCAAGAAGGUCCAGAUGUGCUGCGGUGAUGACCGCGAAGACUUUGACAUCUUUUCGGAGUAUAUAUUCGACAUUUGGAAGUACUUCUAUGGAUGGGAUGGCUACGAGAAUAAUGAUGAUGCUUUCCGUGGAUUGUGGUGCGCGACUAGACUGUUCUUCAUCCGCGAGGACUUUAAGAUGAACAGGCUAUACUUCGAGAGUUUGCUCCAGGAAGCGUUCCACCGCCAGGCGACAGACAAACGCGAUAUGGUGUACGCAUUUCUGAGCAUUGCCGACAACCGACAAUUGCCUCCACCGAAUUACACUAUAUCGGAAGAAGAACUGUACAUUGAAACGGCUAAAGCACUUCUCUGUAAUGGCAAGUCUCUCGAUCUCCUAACCCUGUGCGGCAUCAGUAGGGAGCGUUCGCCCAGCUUACCCACAUGGGCCCCGGACCUUCGGUACCAUAGCUUUGAGGAGCCGCUUGUUCCUUGUGAUCGUGCAAACUGGAAAGCUGGCGGACCCUUACAAGUACCGCCACAAAUUGAGGCACCACUCCAACUUCGACUUCAGGUUAGGCCUGUCGACGCCGUGGCCAUUGUCUGCCCGCCAUUCAACUCCGAAUCCGUGGCAGAUCAACAAGCGGCAUUCGAAGCCAUCCGGGCGCUGAGGCUGCGGGUGCCAGGCGAUAUUUCCGAAGAGAAGUGGAUGGACGGGUUAUUCUCGACGUUGAUUUGGGGUUUAGACAUCGACGACGAGCCCCUGGAAAGCGACAAGCAGUGGGCCACGUACCAGCAAUACUUCAAGGACUGGUUGAAAUGGCUACAGUUGAGCUCGUGUGAGGAAGACCUGCGUCAAAUUAGGCGAAACGAAUACCACCGCGCCAUGGGGAUACGCAUAGAUACCUGGGUGGCAUUCAUGACGCACCGCGGCGACUUUUGCAUCGGACCGGCAGCCAUCGCGGUAGGAGACAUUGUAUGUACAGUGCCGGGUUGUCGGCUUCCGCUCGUGCUACGGGUGAAAUUAACUGUAUCGGAUGAAGGCACCAGGCGUCCCUUGGCACCGACGCGGGUUCUUGUCGGCUGCUGUUAUGUCGAAGGGUUGAUGUUUGGUAAAGCUGCGGAGCUGGAACGGCCUCUCGAAGAGAUAUUGCUGCAGUAA